Molecule: messenger RNA, 2252 nt
Organism: Sardina pilchardus (European sardine)
Lineage: Eukaryota; Metazoa; Chordata; Actinopteri; Clupeiformes; Clupeidae
Gene: bnip3
Product: BCL2 interacting protein 3
Exons: 6
Coding region: 269-874 (201 amino acids)
Biological process (GO): mitochondrial outer membrane permeabilization; positive regulation of apoptotic process
Cellular component (GO): nucleus; mitochondrial outer membrane; endoplasmic reticulum
Source: RefSeq, a predicted model, not a curated record
UAUGAGCCAGAUUUUUUUAUAGGCUAGUCGAACAACAGUAACAUAACGUUCUACUUGUGUCAUGUGAAAAGCCAUGCUUUCUGCGUGAUAAAGACACGAAUUUAUUUUGUCUGACAUCGAAACAGGAUACGCUACAAAUCGCAAUAUUAGACUAAACUCGUCACAUGUUUAUGAUAAAUCCUCGUAGGAUCACAGAAUUCCUGGCUUCAAACAAUCGAUUCUAAACACACCAGUUGGUCUGAGGAACAGGGAACAUUGUUGCCAAAAUAUGACGACAGAGAAGCAAAAUAUUACUGAUGAAAAUUUACAAGGCUCCUGGGUGGAGCUUCACUUCAAUAAUGGCGGCAUUGCAGCCCCUCCAGCCCCGAGUGGAGGGGAAGAGCAGCAGCUCCCAGGCCCUGCUGCUGCCAGUGGGGACAUGGAGAAAAUGCUGCUGGAGGCUCAGCACGAGUCGGGCAGAAGCAGCUCCAGGGGAAGCCUACCCUGUGACAGUCCUCCAAGGUCACAGACACCUUUGCACCUGCGCAGGGGUUCCGACGUGAACAGCUCUGGAGGCAAAAAUAGCUCACAGUCUGAGGAGGACUUCCUUGAGAGACGACGAGAGGUGGAGAACCUUAUGAAGAAAAACGCAGACUGGAUCUGGGACUGGUCAAGUCGACCAGAAAACAUUCCGCCCAAGGAAUUCUUGCUGAAGCACCCAAAGCGCUCGUCUGCCCUCAGUAUAAGGAACACCAGCAUGAUGAAGAAAGGGGGCAUAUUCUCUGCAGAGUUCCUCAAGGUGUUUCUGCCUUCGCUGUUGGUCUCGCACAUUCUCGCUAUAGGCUUGGGGGUGUAUAUCGGAAGACGGCUCACUUCUCCUACCAGCACCUUCUGAAGCAGACAAAAGCAGGAACCUAUCCAUGGCUGCUGCCCUUAAAAACCACUCGCUCACUCACUCUCUCGCCGCCACCACCACCACCGCUCCUUAGCACCGAUCAAUGCUUUUGUAGAUGCAGAUAGGGUGUCAUGUGACCUGCACCCCUCCCCCUCCCCCCCUGCCCCUCGGGGGCCUGCCGGGGCUGCCUGUGUGUCCCUUCCUCCCUCAUCUCCCCUGUGAAUUCGACUAGCUUACCCCCGCUGGUUCCCAGAACUGCUUUAAAGAAAUCUCCCAGAAUUCCACUAUUGCACAAAAAGGGUUUCUUUGGAAGAGCUUGGGGAGAGCAUAUCAGAAUGCAGUGCAGAGUUUAGAGUAUAGUCAAACAUUAGGCUGGGCUUCAAUCAUACCACAUGGUCUUGUUCUUAGACACAAAUAUAGGUAUCAGGCUUAGCUUAACUGAUGUAAAAGCUGACAUUAAUAAUAUGUAUUAAGGGAACAGCAUGUUGGACUUGGUGAUGGAUCUGAAAAUAGCAGUGAUAGCGGAAGUGUUGUUACCAUGACUGGAUAUAGAAUGUGCUGAUGCAAAAAAGGUGGUUACAUUUAGUUACACGGUGAUGUACAGGUAACAUACUUUGAGAAUAGUAUAAUAUCAGAUCCAAAAAUUCCACACGAUGGUAGAUUGUAGUGAGAAGUCACAAGCAACAAAGUCUCAUGAACAUCACUGAAUCAUAUCACCUCUCUAAAGAAUAGGCCUGAUGAAUAAUUUAAAGAUGGUUCUAUUUAUAUGGAUCUGCUCAGGGCUUCAUGGUGGUUUGGUCACAUUGUGGAUUGUAUUUAGUCAUCUAGCGUUCAAUUGUGACAUUUACCCCUUAAUCAAAUCGGUAAAUAGGGUUGAUGCAGAAAACUGAUUGCCUGAAUCAAGACCUUUUCUUCCAUUGGCAGGUAAAUGGUACUACAAAUUCAGAUUGUUUAUUUAGAGAACACCCUCUGUGUACAGUGUUUGAUUAAAAACUGGUUGGUAUUUCAAGAGAUAGUUAUACUAUUUGAAAUUCAAAAUCUACCAGAAAUAUAUUCUAAUUUUCCUGUUGAUGCAUCUGAGCAAGGAAAGAUGGUUGCUUUUUUUUGUUUGGGAAUUGAUUGCCUUACUUUACUGUUCACGACCAUUUCUUUGCAAUCUGUGAUAAAUAGGAACCAGACUACAGGUAUUAUUAUGACUGUUAAAUGUUCAAGAGAACCCAAAGGGAACUUGCCUUGAGGACUGUGGCAUUUUGUGCGUGUUUUGUUGCGCCUGUCAUGAUGCUACUACAUGUGACAAUUUCACAAUGGUUUUGUAUUGACUGCUAAAUGUAUAAAGUGCAUACGAGUAUGAAUAAAUUCACUUUGUCAAUCAUAACAA